Aspergillus homomorphus CBS 101889 is the source of this 1767-nucleotide messenger RNA. Its product is annotated as putative glycosyl hydrolase. The transcript is spliced from 2 exons. Lineage: Eukaryota; Fungi; Ascomycota; Eurotiomycetes; Eurotiales; Aspergillaceae. The record is from RefSeq and is a predicted model, not a curated record. The coding region runs from base 1 to 1767 and encodes 588 amino acids.
AUGCAAGCAUUUCUGGUCAUUCUUAGAUUUCUCUGCCUGCUCCUAACCCUGUCUGAGACCAAUGCGCUGGCGUUGCGGUCGCAGGACGUCCUUGCGCCAUUCGCUCUGAACGCACAGAUUCCGCUCGAGGAGCCAAAUGUACCGUCAGAGCAGCUCCCCCUGCCUGCCCCGGAUUCGCCUCUCGAGUCCAGCGAGAGCAUCAGCCGCACAUUGCACGACCUGCUCGAUGCUCUCAAUGUGAUGCAGGACGCUUACUUCGAACUGUGGCAAGGCACUUGGCCGUCCAGUAUCGAUUGGACUGCGGCCGUGCUCGGCACCCAUGUCUCGGCCACACUCUCCUCGCUGACGUCCACCGCCGUAACGCUGGAUGAUAUCGAAGAUUGGCAGCGAUCGACGAAGAGCGGCCUGUAUGAAUUGGGUUCGGAGAACUUGAUCAACCACUUCUUCGAUCAGACGUCGGCGUUCUACUUCGGCGAGAAUGCCAUCUCCCUGCGCGGUCAGGCCUUUGAUGAUAUGCUGUGGGUAGUCCUGGGUUGGCUGGAAAACAUAAAGUUUCAGGUCUUACACUCUGAUCUGCAUUAUGACGACCCGUUUUCGCCCAACUCCACUGCGAAGCUACGCUGGCACGGAACUCAGUUUCGAUCCCCGGCGGCACAUCGAGCACGUGUAUUUUACGGCCUCGCGUCGGGGGGAUGGGACGAGUUUCUUUGUGGUGGUGGAAUGAUUUGGAGCCCUUACUUGUCUCCCUACAAGAAUGCCAUCACGAACGAAUUAUAUAUCUCGGCGAGCAUUGGGAUGUACCUGUAUUUCCCGGGUGACAAGAUUGAUUCUCCCUUUGUGGCAGGAAUCGUGGACGACGAGAACUGGUCAGAUGGUUAUCCCCAUAACCCGGCUCACCUGCAAGCCGCUGUUGAGGGCUAUGCCUGGCUCAAUUCCUCUAACAUGACCGCGAGCAAUGGGCUCUAUGGCGACGGCUUCCAUAUAAGUGGCUGGGAAAGCGACGAUCGACCCGGCACGCGCAAGUGCGAUGUCCUCAACACUAUGGUAUAUACCUACAACCAGGGAGUGAUCCUUAGCGGGCUAAGGGGGCUCUGGUUGGCAACUGCCUUGCAACAAUACCUGUAUGACGGCCACCGACUCGUCCUGAAUGUGAUGAAGGCCACCGGAUGGCCCAAGAGGGACAGUCACCAGUGGCAAGGUCUCGGCCGCGGCGGCGUUCUGGAGGAAGCGUGCGACUCCUCCGCAAGUUGCUCUCAGAAUAGUCAUACGUUCAAGGGUAUCUUCUUCCACCACCUGGCGGAUUUUUGUCGGCCUAUUCGGCCGCAAGAGCUGCGAUUCUUGGCCAGUGCGAACCAGACCGAUGAGGAAGGAGAGGGCUGGCAGUAUGUGUACGAGUGGCACCAGGCUCGUUGUCGCGCAUAUCGACCGUGGAUCGAGCAUAAUGCGAACGCGGCUCUUGUGACCCGGAACAGCGACGGCAAGUUUGGCAUGUGGUGGGGAAACCAGUCCCGCGCGUCCGGCAGCACUAUCAUGGACGAAAGUCCCCUGCCGCUUGGGGCGAUCGACUAUGAGAAUUAUGGGGCGCGGGAUGAGGGAUCCGAAGCGCUGACGGGACUCUUGCGAAGUCGUGAAUCGCGGACAGUCGCCGAUGAGAACAAGCAUGAUGCCAACGAUCGGGGCCGAGGACGCACUGUCGAGACGCAGUCAGGGGGCAUCGCGGUGUUGCGGGCACUCUACCAGUGGAAGAGCUCACCGUCUCUAGCAUGA